GGAGCGCCGGAGCCUCGCAGCCUCGCUUCCUGCAGCACAGGCGCUGGAAACUGCUCCAGAGCACCUCGGGGUGGCGUCUUUUGUCAGCCCCGGCCGGUGGUAUUGGUUACGGAAAAGUUACCUCUUAGCUAAGUUUCGUUUCAGCAACUGUCACUUUCUCCUUCAAAACACACUAUUUCAUAUACUUGAGAGCAGGCUAAAGUGUUACCUUAUUUUAUUUUAUUUUCGGCUAUUAAAAGCUUGCUUUACAUGGUGUGCUUUGUUCAAGUAGGUUUUUAUCAGAACGUUAAAGUCUGACUUGGUUAUCAGAGUUAAUGCUAGAGCUGCUUCGCUUAUAAGUGGGCUUAAGAAUGUGACCUUACCUUAGGUUCUUUUAUUUCUAUUUAUAGGGUUUUGACCGGUUAUCUAAUCUCCUGUGGGAAACCAGCCAUUGCAUAUUUCUGUCAUUAUUGCUGAAGCAGGAGCGUAUUUAAGUAAUCCAGGCAGUCGCAAAGUCAACACAACACCCUUAUGUGUGAAGACAGGUGCAGGUACAGGCUCGGAUUGUGCAGUGGAGGGAAAACGAUCCUGAAUGCACUGCAAUAAGGAAAAUUUAAAGGGGUUCCUAUAAAACAGCGCUGCUGUUUGGCUGUGUGAUUAUGAAACCAUGGCUUUGAAAUGUCCACCCACGCUGAGCAAGUAAUUCAAUACAAAUUUCACAUGACAGAAGAGUAGGAGAAGGCCUCUCUUUAGGAAGGCUGGAUUUAGUUGCUGUUGCAUUCUUUUGAUACAUGCAUGCCUAUGAAUAUAUCUUUUUUGCUGAAAAAUAAAUAUUAAUUACAAAACAAAAGUUGCCUGAUGAUAGUUUCUUGCCUAGUACGAUACACAACUUGGGAAAAUUGGAACUUUCAGCUGAGAGCAUUUGCAUGUGUGGAAGGCUGAGGCACAUGCCCAAAUUACUGCAUGUCAGCAGAGUUCAUUGUUUAAACAUGUGGCAAACACAUAUAUAGACAUGUUAUCUUAGGCUAAAAUAGUUUACUUUUAUGGUGGUUUAUGGCAGGAUUAGUGAGUUACUGUGGCUCUGCUAACUCCAUAGCUUACUGAAACAAAGGAAGCUUGGUUACAUAGCUAAGGCACUGAAGUUUUUUUUCCAUGAUAGCUCAUGUGAAACAGAAGCCUUUUUUAGCUGUGAGAAAUCUAUGCAGUCUGUCUUAUAAUGCCAUACAACAUGUCUUCAGAAUAUUCCUGAAUAUUUUUGCAAGAUAGAAUGUAACAUUCUAUCUCUUCACUUGUUGCUCAAGGAUAGCAGAAUUUAGGCUUGUUUUGCCAAGUGUUUCUUAGCUUUCAACUCUUUCUUUAUUUAUGAGCUAGAGGUUGCACCUUGAUUCACAUUCAGGUAAGGCAUUGAGAUUACUUUCCUUCAGUCUCCUCUUUGCACUAGGGAACUACUCCUCACAUAUGUGCAUGAACAUUGAGUAGGGCUGACAAACUCUCCUUCCCCUUAAAAAAAUUAUACUUUCUCCUGAUCUAAGCAUCAGACAUUUUUUCCGUGCUGGUAUCUUUACUCAUGUGUUCAGAAUUUAAAAACUGCCCCAUACCUUUCACUGCAUUGCUUUCUACUUUUACUUUGAUUUGUUGUGGUUUUCAAUUCUGUUAUCCAAAUGUAACUCAAAGAUGUUUCUAUAAAAUCAUUAAGACUAAUUAACAAAGACAGACUUUUUCUUAAAGAGUGUCAAAUAGCUUCCAACAGCUGGGUUCAGAUUGGAAAAUAGAGAAUGUGAUGAAAGAAAAUCAAGCUUGGUAAAACUAGCUGGCAGGAAAUUCUCGCUAGGUUUUUAGUUUGUUGCAUAUGUACUCUAUGCAUUCUGAUAAGGCUAAUUUAUCCUUAAAUCAUUGCUUUGGUAAAGUUCUCCAAAGGAUCUGAGGUAAGUGUUGACUGACUGACAGUUGAAGGUCUGGGGCUUGAGCCAUGCAGAGGUAAUUUUUGCCAAAUGUUCCCAAAGAUGGGUUGCUGGUUUUAGCCUGGAUUAUAAUAAGGCAGUGUGACUACAUGUGUAGAUUUUAGAGAACUUCACAUUCUGAGUAACCUUGGGGAAGAAUAUCUUUCCAACUUUACAGAUGAGUGGCUGUUCCAUAGUGCCUGGCACUAUAUAAAAACCUUUAAUUCCUAAAAAGUAAUUGUAGUCUUUCUCUGAAAAAUCUGAUGUUGGCCACUGGCCAAUAUCAGGUGUCAGACUUAUGGAACAAUUAUCUGGUGCUCUAUGGUAUUCUAAUUUCCCACUUUAUUAUGGAUUCUGUAAUAUUUAAUAAGGCUUUCCAAACUAAAAAAAAAAAAAAAAUUCCUCGUGAGUGCAAAAGGCAAGGAAAAUCUAAAUCUCUUCAUAAAACAGAGCUUCUUGUUUUCUUUGCUCUGUUUUACUCAAACAUUUUGCUGGGUUUGACAGAUUACUGUUACACAUUGUUUCUUCUCUAUUAUAAGUAUUCUAAUUUUUUAAUGAAAAACAUAUGUUUUUAAAAAUAAUAAUGGUCUUUUAUUUACUUCGAUAGAGCACUGAAAUUAAAUGAAAACCAAGACCAAAUUUUUCUCUUUUUUUGAAAGAGGCAGAUUUAUUACGGGCAUUCUGCUUGCUUUCUCAUUAUCUAAAACUGAACUUUGCUUUUUGUUUUGUAUUCAAAGUUGUUGUUUUUUUUUUUAAUUUUAGCAUAAGUCCUUUAACCUGAGCUAAUAAUAAAAACAUCCUUAAUAUGCAGGAUAUUAGCUUAACCCCAAAACUUAAAAUAUACUAUAAAGGUUAUUGCUUUUGCUUCUCAUUUUCUUGCCAGAACAGCCUUCUUAAGAUUUAAAGUUUAAAACUUAAAUUUUCUUUUUAGUUGCUUAAUUGUGUAAUCGACCACAUUGGCAGUUAUGUUAUAAUUGAAACAUGAUUGGAUAGUGACCAAGAAAAAAAGUUUGAGAUAUCAUUUAGAAGCUUUAAAAGGGAACUUUAAAAAUAAUUUUUUAAAUGCUGGGCUGAACAUUGUCUCCUAAGAUAUUAUUUUACUUUCUUGUAAUCAGAUCUUUCAUUUUUAAAAGAUUACUUGAAAUACAAAACAAUUUGACUCUUUUUCCAGUAUCUUAUUAGAGGAAAAUCCUCACCUAGUCUAUUUUUGUUGUUAUUUGGAGGCCAUGCUGCUGCUUUCCACAGGCUUGCCUUGUCAGUUUGUGGGUUCUACGCAUUUUUUCCACUAAAAUUGCUCUCUGUAUUUUAUUUCUGUGUACAUGUACAGGAUAUAGAGAUUUUUAUUAUAGUAGUGCUGAGAAAAAUUCUGGGAUGCACUGAUCCCAGAGGGUUUUAUUACUGCUGUUGCUGUUCAUUUGCUGGCAGGUUGUCCAGAAGGAACAGCUGAGGAGACAACUCUAAAAGGAUUGCUUUAAACAGUAUGGAUAUAAAAUGUAUCCAAAUCCAGCGCUUUCAGAAAUUUUCUGUAUAAUGGGCUUCUAAUCAUCUUACAUUAGACUUCAAAUCCAUAACUUAGCUUUGCUGAAAUUGUUUUGAAUCUUUCCAUCAGCUUAAAUUAACUUGUUUUUAGGGUGUUCUGUUCUAAAAGAAAAUGCAAAGAAAAUAAAUCAGCAGUUGAGAAAUUUGUAUGCUAAAAAGCAUUCUGCUUUCAGAGAACAUGUUUUCAUCAUAAAAUGCUGAAUAGUUUACUGUUACAGUAAUUUCUGUUUUCAGUUAAUGGUCAGUUAACUUCUCCAAAAUAACUCUGCCUGAUUUUUUAGGGUAGUGACAUAGAGGAAAGGUCUACGUCAGUAGUUAGGCUUGGAGUUGUCUGUACAUGCCUGCUCAUUAAUUGCAGGAUAUUCUUUGACCUUCAUGUUGUGCAUGGUGGUUUUUUUAUCACUUUAAAAACAGCUGUUCCUUAGAAUUUCUCUAUUCUGUUUUUCUAUUGUUUCAUAUUUACUUCUAAAUAUAACACCAAUUUUAAAAUUGUCUGAUUGAUAAGGUCAGAUUGACCGUAGAGAAUUGCAAGAUUUUUGAGUGUUACUGUUGAUUACCAAAUUACUUGGAACUAUAUGAUAAUUUCUGACAUGUAUGUGCUGAAAGAUACAGUGGAAAGUCAUGAAAUUACUCCAUUUCCUCCAUGCUCAAGGGGACUCUGCAUCCUGAGAGCCUUCAGUUAUGAAGGCAACAGAAACACCAGAGGUUCUUGUGCUAACCUCACUCACAUAACAUGAUGGAAAUACACUUAUACUCAGAACUUCAUUAAUCUUAUAAUUGUCUAUAUAGCACAAUAUUUGCUUUAGCCUGCUUUUAACCAUCCAUUUUGUUAACAGAUAAGGUAACAAAUGAAUGUAGCUUUUUAAUCAGAUGCCAAUGUGUUUUGAAAUAUUUUUAAUAAGUAUAGUAGAUGACUAAUACUCCCUUAUAGCCUACCUCACAUUUUGUCAUAGUAGGAACUCAAAGCAUUUUUGCAUAAGUAUAUAUUAAUUCCCAUUACUCCAACAGGCAAUAAUGACUUUCUGAUACAAAGAGAUAAUUUUCUCAAAGCUGCUUGGAAGUUUAUUAAUUCUGUUUAUCAAUAAUUUUCAAGCUCCCAGAACUUUAGAACCAGCUUUUACCCCUUGUAAUAUUCUGAAUUAAAAGUUUAUAUACAUCCAUUUUAAUGGAACUUUUCUGAUUUUAAAUAGAUGCAUAUGAAUUUAAGAGAAUCUGGAAUGUAAAAUGCUCCCACAGCUUCCUUGUCUGUAGUGCAAUUUUUAGGAGUUGAGAAGUUCCAAAUAUAUACUAUUAUGUUGAGUCACUGGGUGUUCUGCAGUUUAAGGUGGGGUCAAAAUGUAUUCCCAAGGAAGUUAAGUAAGUGUUAUUUUUCUCUGCUCUGGCUGCUCUAAAUCAUAUAAAACUUUUUUAAUGUUCCCGCAAUAAAACCACAUAAGAUAUUCUCUUACAUCUGAGAAAAAACAGACUCUCUACUUUGCUUUACCAUGGGAAUAAUUAAAAAAAAAAUUUUCUUUAUCCUAUUCAGGAAGCAAGCAGAAAUUUAAACAAGAGAAAUCCUGGAGUUAAACAAGAAAAAUCCUGGGGUUUUUUCCCAAGGACAAAACUUAAUUUUAGGCUAGAAAUGCUGGCACGUUAAAACACUAGCCUUCAAAAAAACUCUCUUUCCUUUAUAGUUUGAAAACACAUAGGAAGAUUUUAAAAGGGAGAAAAAUAACUUUUAAACAAAAAACCUUUAAUUUGAUUUGUGUUUCUUCAGCAUUUCAUAUACUAUUACUUUUGAUCAGAGUUUAGCUGCUUGCUUUUUCUGAUCUAUGUUGUUAGAUUGUCUGUGUUUCUAAUACUGAAGUAAUUAGAGUUCAAUUUCUGGAUUGCACACAAAUUACAUAUAAUUAGGGUAAUUUCCCUUUGCCUAGUCUUUCAACCUGAAAUGGAGAAGUGAUUGUUCCCUUCUCCACAAGCUUUCCUUCUCUUCUCUUGGAAGAAGGGAGCCUAUUUUGUCUUGAAAAGACAAGUAGCAACUUAAAUAUCCUUUACAUAAAAUGCUACAUCCAAUCUCAUGGAUUUGGCAUUUUAUGUAAAGGAUAUGGACUACCAAUUCAUGUAAAUUCCAUAUUGAAGUUCAUGCUGAGUUCUGAAUUUGGGUCAUAUAGUCUUCUUCAAAAAUAGAUUGCAAAGUAAGGAGGAUUUAAAAUUAACCUUUAUGUGUCUUGAUAGAGCUUAAGUAUCAGAACUAGAAUGGUCAAAUAAAUAUUGCGGGAUUUAGCUGUCCUUUUGCUUAGACUGAUGUCAUAUGCCUCAUCCCCUGAGCCUACUGCUGACUUAUUAGACAUGGUGUUAAUUUUGCUUUUAUUGAAGACCAAGAAAGAGUGAAGGUUGACUUAUACACUGAGCCCUUAACUAGCAAAGUGUUUUUCAGAGCAUGUAAUAAUUUGCUUUGCCUCUAUCACAAGUAGCAAGUUUAUAGGGAUUUAUCAGCUCCCAACUCAUUAGAGGCUAAGAACUGGGUAGGAUUUAGCAGCAAAACUGUCAUCAGAGAGGACAAAUGCAGAGCGCUAGACAGAAACUUGCAUUGGUUCUCCCUGUCUCACAUUCAUUUCUAUAGAUAAAUAACUUAAGUCCUUGUGGAGUCAAGGUCAUGUGUUCCACAAAACAUGUUUGCAUCAACUAAACAGAAAAAUAGUCUGAUAAAUGUAGCUGACUAUAAAAGGAAACUUUAAUAAUACAAAUUAAUAUGUAUUGAAACCACCAAACCAGGAGCUCUCAGAACAUCUAUAGGUGAUUGAGUUUGAUUUAAAUUUGAUUUGCAUCAGCUUUGUAUUUGGUGGUCAGGAAUCAUUCCUCAUUGCAAGGAAAUACUGUCCAAUUUAAAACCUUAACAUGUUUAUAAUUCUUAAGGAAUGUCAAUGGCUGAUCAAGUAUUGUAAAGAGUAACCAGCAGGCUCUAAAAUUCCACAUGUUCACAGGUGUUUCUCUUAAUUUAGAUUUUGAGCGUCAGUAGUGCAAUGCAGCAACCUCGCUUGAUCAUAUGUGAGUCCUGAAUAGGCACCCUGACUAUUAGCAUACAUUUUCAGGGAACUGCCCAAAUUUUGUAUCAACACUCAGUUUUGCUCUGUGUCUUUUUCAGGGAAAUGGAAUCCUUUUCAGUUUCCCCUCUCCAUUUUGUUUGUGUUUAAGACCAGCUGUGUCUCAGUGAUCACAGUAGCCAAGAGCAAUAGUCUAGCUGUAGAAUAGUGAGGGACAGGAACUGGUGAUUGUUUCCUUCAUGCAAAUCUGCUUGCUUUAUGCAUUGUUAUUCAUCAUAAUAGUCUUCAGCAACUUGGCUGUGAAUUGUUGAUAGCUGACUGCAGAACAUGAAACAGAAGCGCCUCUUGGGUCAGGAGUUUUGCCCAUUGUAACAUCAUAAUGUAAUCCUGUUUGAACUGUGGAUUUGUGGACUUAAUACAAAGACAUAUAAAAGGGGGAAACUCAGUCUUUGCACUUUAAAUGGAAAAUAAGAUCUCUGUUUGUUGUAAGCAUAGGCAUAAGCAGUUAUGCUGGGACUUGCAUCCUGAGUAGGUGGAGCAACCUCAGUCCUGAGGAGGUGUGGUUAAAGUUCAUCCCUGAGUUUCUGGUUUCUUUGAACCCAGACUGGCUAGGCUUUGGGCAGAUUUUGAGACAUCUGACUCAAUCCAAGGUGCAGUAAAUUCUGACUUCACUCCUCAGACCUGUCUACAGAGGUUACUCUAUAGUUCCAGCUAAUUUAUGUGAGGUGAAAAAGAGCAAGUUGGUUAGUCCAUACACCAGUACUGAAGAUAUUAAAAUAUUUUGUGAAAUACAUAGUGAAACAACUAUAGUUUGCAUAGCUUAUUUUUGUGUCUCUAAUCUCUGUAAUCACUCUGAAAUAAUUUUUCCAAACACUGGCAUUCCUUUCCAUGGGAAAAGACGGCACUUUGGCUAAAAUGGAAAAAUACUGUUGUUGAGUUGGCUAGUUAGCUAUUCAAUUAAUAUAAUCUUUAGCACUCAAUGACAUAUAUCAGAAGCUUGGUUGUCAAGACACACUCUGAAAAUUCCAUGGAUUUCAAGUGUUAUCUAAGUGGCAAGUAUUAUGUCUUGUAUUAUUGUCACAUUAAUAUAAAACUUGAAUACCUGUGGUCUGAAAGUUAUAUAGAAAAUAAUUCCUACUUACUUGUGGAAAAUGAGAAGAAAUGCACAUAUAGAAGCAAAAUCUAUGGAGGAAAAAGGGUAUUUCUAAUGGUAUUUUUUUCCAAUGUAUCAUAUAAAAAUACAUUAUAUAAUAACAUAUAAUACAUACAUCAUAUAAAUAUAUACUAUAAUAAAUUAUUCUCUAAUAUUCAUUGUUUCAUAGAAUUAACACCCUGCUGACUGUGUUUGCAGGAGUUACAUGAAGUGCUGCAACUUGACCUGGUAUAAAGUAGUAUUUCCCUGAUUGGAAAGAUCCAGGUGCACUGUAUGCUGAUGAAUGCACGUCCCUCUUCAGAGCUCUCUGGCAAAUUGGCUUUGAUAACUUACCCAGUUGAAAAAGCACAAAUAACACAGCAAAAUCCAAAUAUAACUUCCAAAUAGAGAAAGGAGAAGACAAGAAAGUAAACAAGUGAGACUCUACCGUUGCAACAGCACUUGCAGGCAGAUGUUGUAAGGUGGUAUAGCAUAUACUGGCUAAAAGAGCUUCUUGGAAGAAAGAAUGUGAUAUUCAUUUACUUCAAAGAUUACUUUAAACCACCCCAGCAUCGAGAAAAGGUAUGUAGUUAUUAUGGUGGCUUAUAGCCAAAGAAAAUCCUGCUGGCAUUUGAGGAGGAAUAGAAAACACGUGAAGCUUCCAUGGAACAACACCUGAUCAGUUGUUACCUCCCAGCCAGCAGGAUUCACGGUGUGCCUGCUGGGCUCUGCCGCCUGCAAGCCGUGCCUGGCAGCUCUGAGGUGUGUCCUGGGACUGCUGAGACACAGCAGUGGGGAUGGCAAGCAAGGGGUGCAAAUCCAGGCUGCCUUUCUGUGCAGGAAAAACAGACCAGGAGCAGUAAGGGCUGCCCAGGAAGCCACUCUGCAACAUGACAUAUGAAGAUUAUGAGAACUACUCUUAUUUCUACUAUCCGUCUGAGGAAGAUGAGUCACCCCAGUCCUCCCUCAGCAUUGCCCAUAUUAUUUCCCUUUUCUUUUACAGUGUGGCAUUUCUGCUGGGAGUGCCAGGUAAUGCCAUUGUCAUCUGGUUUAUGGGCUUUAAGUGGGAUAAAUCUGUUUCCACACUCUGGUUCCUGAAUCUGGCCAUUGCAGAUUUCAUUUUUGUUCUCUUCCUGCCCCUCUAUAUUACAUAUGUGGCAAUGGGCUUCCAUUGGCCUUUUGGGAAGUGGCUCUGCAAAAUGAACUCCUUCAUUGCACUACUUAAUAUGUUUGCCAGUGUUUUCUUCCUGACAUUCAUCAGCCUCGACCGCUACAUCCGCCUUGUCCACCCAGUCUUUUCCUACAAAUACAGGACUGUAAAGAACACCCUUCUUCUGAGCGGGGUCAUUUGGAUGUCAGCUGCAAUUAUUGGUGGCCCUGCCUUAUACUUUAGAGACACAGCUACAGGCCUCAACAAUGUCACUGUUUGCUUCAACAACUUCCAUGUAUAUGACAGAGAACUUAUUUUGCUGACACAUCACAUUCUCAUUUGGGUGAGGCUUGCAUUUGGUUACCUCUUUCCUUUAGUGACCAUGGUUAUUUGCUACUCACUGCUGAUUGUCAAAGUGAAGAGGAGAACUGUAUUGACUUCUAGCAGGCUUUUCUGGACCAUCACUGCUGUAAUUGUAGCUUUUUUUGUCUGCUGGACACCAUAUCAUAUAUUCAGCAUUGUGGAGCUGAAUGCUCACCAUGAUGAAAAUUUGCACGACUUACUACAGGAUGGCAUUCCCCUCUCCACUGGCCUUGGUUUCAUCAACAGUUGCCUCAACCCAAUCCUCUAUGUUCUGAUUAGCAAAAAGUUCCAAUCCCAGGUGAAGAGCACGGUGUCUGAGGUGCUGAAGCUGGCCCUGUGGGAGGUGAGCCGCUCGGGGACGGUCAGCGAGCAGCUGUGGAGCUCGGACAGCGCACCUGUGCACUACUCUGAAACCGCCCAGUGACUCUCGUGGCACCAGCUCUCCCCAAAGGAGCUGACAGGAGAUUUGCAGGUCUUCUUGACUUCACAUCUGCCACUCAGAUGUGCAUCUUUGCAUAUACAGUUUUCUGUAAACAGCUGGCUUAAUUGCACUUGCUGCUUUAAUUGAAAGGUUUUUCAGGGACACAUGAUUUGGAUGUGUGCCCUUGCAAUGCACAUACAGCCUGAACUGAAAGUUAUCAGCAUAGGUGGAAUGACUCUAACUGGGCUUUUGAUAAGGAAUGUUGUUGUAAUCCUGUUGAUUUGCUGUAGUUCUAUACCUCAUUGAUAUCAAAAGGACACAUAAUAAAAAUAUUCCUCCUUGCCAUUGCUGAUACCACUCUUAAUUGAGGCAUUCUCAUUCAAGAGGCUGUGGCCAUACAUCACUGCAUCAUGAGUCUCCUGAUUGCCUACUACUGCCCCAAGGAGGAAUCCCCUGGCUACAUCACACCUAAAUGAAGCUAUUAGUGGCACCACUCUGCAGCUGGAGAAGAAUCGCAAGAUGGAGAACACUCAAUUGCUGACUUCUAUUGUCAAAAAAGAAAAAUACGGAAAUAUAACCUGUCUUCUCUGCCUGCUCUUUAUCUUACACUCAAAACUAAGACAGGAGACCUUGUUUUUUGGGGUUACUUACUGUAUUUUUAGCACCAGCCAGAUGCAAAAUUCUGAGCGAUGUUUCAUAAAAGUAUUAUGCUCAUUCAAAGUGUGCAAAGAGUUAGUGAAAAUAUUUCUUACAACUUCUGUGCCACACUUAUUUUUCUGUUUAAAAUGUGAGUCCUACAGAGAUUUACAACUAAUGAUUGCUCUUUAUUACUCUUUCAAGCAAAGGUAAAGAAAUAAUAUAACAUUUUGUUUGCCUUAAUGACAAGCUUAAAAAAAUGGGUGGAGUGAAUUCAUCAGAAUUCUGUUACAAGUCUGUAGCCAAAUUUGGACGUCUUUUCUAAGUAAAAGGCAAGACAGUUCAUCCAGGAAAUGGAGUCCACUCCCAUAAGAAAGAUGAAGUAGUCCUAGUUAUGCUGUAUUCUGUUCCAACUUGUUGCUUGCUGCAGAAUCACACAUACAUCAAUGCAAAUAUAUAUAUGCUAUGUGGAGUGAACCAAUUUCUGAUGUAGUACUACUUAAUUAAAAAGUUGAAUGUGGGACAAAACUCUACUGAAAGUAAAAGCAUGGAGCCUUGGGAAAAUUUGAACUGUUAUUUCCUAGUUAUUGGCCUAGUAAUUGCCUUUCAGAUAACUUACCUAGUUUGUAUGGCCUGCCAACACAUUAGUAACAUUAAUGCUAUAAUUAAGUCCUUAUGUGUAAAUAGAUUUGCUUUCCUAUAAAAUAUGUAUGAGCACAUCCAAUAUUGGUAGCUGCACAAAUAGAAACAGCCUGACUGUGGUCUGUAACUAUUUCUUUGGGCUCUGGUUUCAGAGUCUAAGAGUCAGGCAGGAUCAGUGGAAUUUUGGAGUAUUUCCCUUUGGGUUGAAAAGCUGGUAAGCAGCACUCUUCCUCUGAGUCACUUGCUGCCUGGUACAUAGUUGCUCAUCGUAAUAUUUUGGCACCAUGCUGCUGUAUGUGCCUGAAUCAAACAUUUUGCAGUUUUUCUUCCCAUGUUCCCUGACAUCUUUCUAAGAAUCUCUUGGCUGUAGUCCAAGUGAAGUAAUAAAAUUUUCUUGUUUCCAAAAA
Molecule: messenger RNA, 11232 nt
Organism: Taeniopygia guttata (zebra finch)
Lineage: Eukaryota; Metazoa; Chordata; Aves; Passeriformes; Estrildidae
Gene: CMKLR2
Product: chemerin chemokine-like receptor 2
Biological process (GO): positive regulation of cytosolic calcium ion concentration; inflammatory response; phospholipase C-activating G protein-coupled receptor signaling pathway
Cellular component (GO): plasma membrane
Molecular function (GO): G protein-coupled receptor activity; complement receptor activity
Source: RefSeq, a predicted model, not a curated record